Messenger RNA from Drosophila serrata, 862 nucleotides. RefSeq names its product growth arrest and DNA damage-inducible proteins-interacting protein CRIF (gene CRIF). NCBI's taxonomy places the organism in Eukaryota, Metazoa, Arthropoda, Insecta, Diptera, Drosophilidae. The record is from RefSeq and is a predicted model, not a curated record. Gene Ontology annotation, cellular component: mitochondrion; nucleus.
GAUAACACAAAGCUGAUCGAGUUUCUUGCAUCGCUAUUGAACAGAAAUUGCCUAUAUUUAAUUCCGUAAAAAUAUGAAUUUAUGCAAAAUAAACGGUAUAACAAGACUUCCAGUCCUGCGGUCAUGCAUGCAAUUCUCCAGCGCGGCUAAUUCGGAACUGCAGUCAUUCGAGGAAAGCGAGAGGCAAGAGAACUCAUCAUACUCGCAGCCUGUGGACAAAUCCGGCUUGCAGCCACAACACAAAAAUGUGCUCCUUGGCAAGACACCCUACGAGGAGGCGCAUUCCUGGAUACAUUUGACCGAAAAGUAUCAAAGACAGGCUUUCGGGAGGUACGGAGCCAAGAGUAACGUUAACCCAAAGAUCUGCUUUGAUUCCCGUGGACAGACUGCCCCAACCCAAGUUAUGCAACUGGAAACCCUGCUAAAAAUGCUCGAAAGCCGUACGCAAAAGGCCGAAGAUCUGGAGAAGAUCAGCGCCCGCGAAGAGGACAUAGCUAAGAAAAUGGAGAAGUUGAAGCAGUGGAAGGUGGACUUGCAUGCGAAAAUCGCCAAGCGAGAGGCGGAUGCUGCUGCGGCAAUAAAACGCAAAGAACGUCUGGUGGAAGAGGUACGCAGGCACUUUGGAUUCAAAGUUGACACCCGUGACGAACGGUUUAAGGAGAUGCUGGAACAGAAGGAGAAGGAAGACAAGCGGAAACAGAAGGAAGCCAAACGUAAAGCGAAAGAGGAAAAGAUGAUGGCAAAACUGGUGGAGAAGACAUCAUCAUCAUAAUGUUAAAAUAUUUCUUAAGCAUGGGAGCUCUUAUUUGUUGUUCUUUAAAAAGGAAAAAAAACCCAAACUGAAAUAAAAGUAGUAAAACAG